UUGGGUAUCUGCAUUCCAGAUGUGCCGCCAUCUUGAUGUGAGCGAUACGGGACAGUGGGCAGUAUAGGUUCAGGUUUCUCAAACUUUCGAUCUGAGUCUCCGGCGGUCAAAUCCAUUUGCAGGACCUGAAGUUACAUAUUCUCACCAAGAGGAUAUCUGGAGUUUCCUGCCAGGGUCCUCAAGAAAACAUAACACAUUUAGAAACUGAACAAUGUGGGCUCACAGAGAGCAAAACAAUGGACAUUAGGUCACAUAAUAUAACAGCUGUUUAAAUGAAAUAUUAAAAUUAACCAGGAGAUACUGAGAAGAAUGUAUAAAAAGUAAUUGCAGAGCAAAGUGCUAAAUGUGAAGAAAUAAAAAAUAACAACACUUCACUGGUUUCCAUGGUGAUUCAUGUAGAAUUAGCAUAUUGCUUAUAGAUGUGUGGUUUCUCAUGUAUUAUGUGUCUGCAGAUUACAUUCUCCUCUUUAUGGCUGCAUUUAAAGGGCCUUCAUCUUAUUGUGCUUUACAGCAAUGUCUCCGUGUCCGGUCUCUCUCCCAUUUAGCCCUUUGAUAGAUAAAGCCUCAUUUAAUCCCUUCAUUCCCCCACUCCCCUGUUCUCUCACCUCCAUGUGUCUGUUUACAUCGGUGGACUGUUUCCGGAUCCUUAGCUCCGCCUCCUCGCUGACACGUUCAACUGCUCAUUGGUUGCCUUCAUGAUGCCCUCGCUAUCUGAUUGGAGGAAGGGGAACUGGCUCCGCCCUCGCAGUCACUCGUAUUGGCUGUUUACUUAGAGCGAUGCAGCUCUUUCACACCACGUGACGCUCUGCCAGGCCCCGCCCCCGUCCCUGUAUCCACGACAACUGACCUCGGCUCCUCCCCCUCUUAACUUUGUACUGGCGCGUGACGUCAUGCUGUAACGCUUCAUGUUGCGGAGCUUUGGGACGUUGCUGUCACGGGCCGUUUGCCCCAGUCAGCCGUUUCCGGUGGCCCGAGCAGCCAGUGGCCGGACUGGAAGUGACGUCAUGGAUUUAGGGUCGAUGCGGAAGAGUUACCGGAGUGAUGAAGAGGUAAUAGGUCAUGACCUUAGAUUAGGAGGAGCAUGGAGGAUGGGCAGGGUUAGAUUGACCCAGGUUACCAGCUGUCACCAUGUCUGCCUAAAUUGACACACCCAGAGAGAGAGAGAAAAAAAAUAAACAUUUAAUUUCUCUGUAUUUAAAGGAACAAUAUAGUCACCAAAACAUCUUUAGCAUAAUUAAGCCGUUUCUGUGUAUAGAUCAUGCCUCUGCAGACUCACAUUUCUAUUCCUGAUCCUAUGUUGUUCCUUUAACCUUAAAAGUUUUUUUUUUUUUUUUUUUCUCCUGUUCUGUAAAUUGAGCUUUACAUACAGAAGGCUCCUGCAGGGUCCAGCAAGUCAUUAACAGUGCAAGAGAAAAUAAAUUCUAACUUAAACAGAAUUUUCAAUAAAGGAAGUGUAAACAUUAGAUGACUCUUUACAGGAAGUGUUUAGGAAGGCUGUGUAAGUCACAUGUAAGGGGGUGUGCCUAAGGCUGCAUAAACAAAGUGAUUUAACUCCUAAAUGGCAGAGACGUGAGCAGUGAGACUGCAGGGGAUCUAUAGACCGAAACUGCUUCAUUACUUUGUUUUGAUGACUAUAGUGUCCCUUUUAACAAAUAAGUGUUUGUGAAGAAUGAGAAAUAAAAAUAAGUGUAGAAAUCAAAACCACUUUUUUUUUUAUCUUUGCCCUGACGCAGAGUGUCUUUUUUGGUUCCCUAUCAUUGGUAUGAGCUCUGCAGAAAUAAAGCAAUUAAGUCAAUACAAUUCAUCAAUAUAGAUACUUAUACACUGAUCAGCCACAACAUUAAAACCACUGACAGGUGAAACAAAUAACAUUGAUUAUAUAGUUAAAAUAGCGCCUGUCAAGUAAACAGUCCUUGAAUUCCAUUUGUUGGAAGCAGGAAAAAUGGGCAAGUGAAAAGAUCUGAUUGACUUUGACAAGGGCCAAAAUGGGCUACAGAACUGGGUUAGAGUGUCUACAAAAUGGCAAAUCUUGUGGGGUGUUGCCGAUAUGAACUGUUGUCGGUCAUGUGCGUCCAAAGCUUAUUGAUACAUGAGGGAACGAAGGCUAACCCAUCUGCUCCUGUCACACACAAGGGUUACAGUAUUGCAAAUUGCUGAAAAACGUAAUUCUGGCCAUGAUAGAAAGGUCAGAACACAGAGUGCAUUACAGUUUGCUGUGUAUGGGGCUGCACAGCCAGAGACCAGUCAGAGUGCCCAUGAUGACCCCGGUCCACCGCCAAAAGCGCCUUCAAUAGGGAUGUGAGCAACAAAACUGGACCAUAGAGCAAUGCAAGAAAGUUGCCUGGCUUGAUGAAUCACGUUUUCCUUUAGACCAGGUGGACGGUUGGGUGUGUUCAUCAUUUACUUGGGGAAGAAAUGGCAGCAGGAUGCCCUAUGAAAAGAAGGCAGGCUGGCAGAGGCAGUUAUGCUCUGGGCGAUGUUCUGCUGGGAAACUUUGGGUUCUCAUUCAUGUAGAUGUUGCUUUGACAUUUACCACCUACCUAGAGAUUGUUCUGCUGGGAAACCUUGGGUUCUCAUUCAUGUAGAUGUUGCUUUGACAUUUACCACCUACCUAGAGAUUUUGGCAGACCACAACACUUUUUGCGUAACCAUUUCACCGACAAUCUCUGCUAAAUAUUGGAGUAAAAUUGUGUUUUUUCUCUAUUUUGGCAUAUACACAUAUAACAAGGUUUUUUGUAAUGUGUAUUUCAUAAACCUAGUGUGUGCUAUCCCUCAUAUUGUGUUCAGCUACAUUUGCUGAGUACAACGAUACCCCCAUUGUAUACAUUUGCCCCUAUUCUGUGAAGCUACAAUGCCAUAUAGGAGACCAUGCUAUUUCAGUUUCUAUAGUUGGAAUUUUCAUAGAUGAUCAUAUGUCUGAUUUUGUGGCAUUAUAGCCAUUUAACUGUUCAAAUAACCCCACAAAGGCUUUCCAUUUGAGAAAGCAGACACUCCAGGGUAUGUUAUUAGGCAUAUGUUAUACCUUAACUUGCCACCAUUUUUUCACCAAUUUAUUUCAAAUUUUGUGGUGAGAAAACAAAAAAUUACAUAUUUUUUUACAUACAUGUUGCAUUUUCGCUGGGUAUUUCUUACAUUUGAUAAGUGCCACUGUCAUAAAUUCCCCCUAAGUAUGCUCAGUUACCUCUUCUGAGUAAAACAAUAUGCCCAAUGUAUGACCCAGACACUAUUUUGUGAAGUUACAGUGCUGUGAAAGAGACGUGAUAAGUUCAGAUUUUUAAGUCUGAAUUUACAUGGAGAGUUUUAAUGGGUCCGUAUUCUGUUUUUAAAUAUGUUCGCUUAGCAGGCUGCUUUUUCCAAUUACCCCAAAAAGGCAUACUAUUUCUUAAAGAAGACGCCCAAGGGUAUUUCAAAAGGCAAAUUUUGAACCUUAGCGUGGCAUCAUUUUUCCGUUCGCUUGUAUCAAGUGCAGUGGUAAUAAGUAUUUUUUUUUCUGCCUUUUUGACACAUAGUGAGUUUGUACUGUAUAUUUUGCAAACCUAAUUUGUGCUACGGCUUUAUAAUACUUUAUAUGUUGCUCAGCUAUGUUGUCUGAGUACAGCAAUACCCCCGGAUGUACCUUUGCCAUGUGUAUGUGGAUGUUGAAGGGGCAGACACAGCCAUUGCAGGUUUUUUCAAACUUUGCAUUUUUACGCUGUGUUGUUACCCCACUUUGGAGUUUUUUAGCAGGCUACAUAUUCCAACUAUCCCAUAAAAGCAUACUAUUUCAUAAAGAAGACAUCCCAGGGUAUUUCAAAAGGCAUAUUUUGAACCUUAGCGGGGGAUCAUUUUUCCGCUAGCUUGUACCAAGUGUAGUGGUACCAAGUGUAGUGCUUUUUUGACACACACAGUGAGUUUGUACUGUGUAUUUUGCAAACCUUAUGUGUGCUACAGCUAUAUAAUACUUCCUAUCUUGCUCAGCUAUGUUGCCUGAGCACAGCAAUACCCCCAUAUGUACCUUUGCCAGGUAUAUGUGGACAUUGAAGGGGCACAUUUGAGACACAGCCGUUAAAGUUUUUUCAAACUUUAAAUUUUUACGCUGUGUCCAUACCCCACUUUGGAGGGUUUUUUUUUUUUUUUUUUUGUAGGUUAAUUAUUCCAGCUACCCCAUAAAGGCAUACCAUUUCUUAAAGAAGACACCCUAGGGUAUUUCAAAAGAUGUAUUUUGAACCUUAGCGUGAAAUAAUUUUUCCGCUAGCUUAUACCUUAUGCCUUUUUGACAUACUCAAUGAGUUUGUAAUAUAUAUUUUGCAAGCCUUAUAUGUGUUACAGCAGUAUAAUACAUCAUAUGUUGCUCCGCUAUGUCAUCUGAGUACAGCAAUACCAGGUAUAUGACAACGUUGAAGGGGCAUAUUUGAGACACAGCCAUUUAAGUUAGAAUUUUUACACUGGGUCCAUGCCCCACUUUGGAAUUUUUUUAAUAGGUUGUGUUUUCCAUUUACUUCACAAAGGCAUACCAUUUCCUAAAGAAGACACCCCACGGUGUUUCAAAAGGCAUAUUUGAAACCUUACCGUGGUAUCAUUUUUUCACUAGCCUGUACCAAGUGUAGAGGUAAUACGCAUUUUCCCACUUUUAAAAAGUUUUAUUUAGCUUUUAACAACUUAUUUGAAAACUUUGUUUAAACUUUUCAAAUGUUUUUUUUUUCACUUUUUAACUUUGUUUAAACUUUUCAAAAGUUGUUUUCACUUUUAAAUAGUUUUUUUUAAAAACUUUUAACCCCUAACUAGCCUAACCAUAAAUCCCCCAAUUUCCCCACUAACUUCUACCCACCCUAGCUAAAUAAAUAAAUAUUUUUAAAUAUUUAAAUUAAUUAAAUACAUUUAACCCCUGAGGAUAAAAAAAAUAAAAGUUAACCCUCAGGGGUUAAAAAAAAAAAAUCAGAUCACAGUGAAAUACAGGCAGGCAGUGAUGCACAAGUGAUCAAAGGGCAGGGAAGGGGUUAAAUUUUAUUUGAAAGAGGUGAGGAGGGGUGGGAUUUUGUACCUAACUUUUUUUUCUUGCAGAGAGAGACAGAUCAGCACCGAUCUGUGUCUCUGCAGUUCACAGCUCACACAGAGCUGCAGGGAAACAGAUUGGGUUUCAAUGCAGCACGUGUGAUCGCUCUGACUCCCGGUCAGAGCGAUCACAUGGGCUGAAUCAGUGAAACUGCCCAUGGUAGUGUGCCUCCGAUAUGGAGACACACUACAGGAAGAUUAACCCCACGAUUGCCGCGAUUGUGGCAAUCAGGGGUUAAUUUUCAUUUUGGACGGAAAUUUUACGUCCAGCGUCCUUAAGGGGAGUGCUGCAAUGAUGGAAAAUUUCUGUCCAGCGUCCUUAAGGGGUUAAGGUAACUUUUAUGUUCUGUAUUGUUUUGGUUUUUUUUUUUUUUCAGGACGGGGGGGGCACUAUGGAACAGGGAAAGAACAUGAGGGGGAGAGAGAGGAAUGUUAACGGAGGGCACUAUGGUACAGUGAAGGUAGAGGGAACACUGGGGUGGGGGCGCUAAAAGAUAAGGGAGAGGAACAUAUGGGGGGUGGGGUCCUACCGCACAUAUUUACACACAAACACUCUGCAUCCACUACCCACACUGCAUCCACUACACACACUGCAUUUACUAAUCAAAUACUCUCACUGCAUCCACUACACAUACAAAUAUAAAUAUUCUUGAAAACAUUAAAAAAAAUCUGACUGGCAUGUAUAUUUUGUGCAUUUACCACUUAAAGGACCACUAUAGUGCCAGGAAAACACUCGUUUUCCUGGCACUAUAGUGCCCUGAGGGUGCCCCCACCCUCAGGGCCCCCCUCCCGCUGGGCUCUAGAGGGUGGAUGGGGUUAAACUUGCCUCUUUCUCCAGCGCCGGACGGGGAACUCUCCUCCUCCAUAGCAACGUCAUCGGCUAAAUGCGCAUGCAGGAGCCGCGCGCGCAUUCAGCCAGUCAAUGUGAAAGCAUUAUCAAUGCUUUCCUGUGGACGCUGGCGUCUUCUCACUGUGAAAAUCACAGUGAGAAGCGCCUCUAGCGGCUGUCUAUGUUUAUAUAAGAAAGGGUUAAUCCUAGCUGGAUCUGGCACCUAGACCACUUCAUUAAGCUGAAGUGGUCUGGGUGCCUAUAGUGGUCCUUUUAAUAAAAAAAUUGCAAAAAAUAAAUCUUUCUCGAAACGGUAAAUGUACAGAAUAUCGGUAAGCUAUUGGCCUGAAAGUUCACAGAUUAUCAGUAUCUGUUCUAAAAAAUCAAUAUCGGUUGAUCCCUAAUAGUCUUUAUGUGAUUCUGGUGACUAUAGUGUCCCUUUAAGCUUUAACCUGUGCACCUAGCGAAAAUUUACAGAGAAGAUGAGAAAUUCAACAAUAAAUAUAAUAUAAUAUAUAUCCAGAAUCCCUUGCAGUAGUGAGAGCACUGUUAAAGUAAGAUUUCUGUGGUAAAAGCAAGUCUGAUGGCUUGCGUGGUGUGUGUAUUUGUGUUUAACAUUGCAUUAACAUUUCCCCACCACAACUUAGUGUGUGUGUGUGUGUGUAUGUAUGUGUGUGUAUAUAUAUAUAUAUAUAUGUAUAUAUAUAUAUAUAUAUAUAUAUAUAUAUAUAUAUAUAUAUAUAUAUAUAUAUAUAUAUAUAUAUAUAUAUAUAUAUAUAUAUAUAUAUCUCUAAACACCCUACAUAGCACAAUGGCUUAUGGGGCUGGCAUAGAUUUUUUUCCAGGGCUGCUUCGUAUCCCCAGUCCGGCCCUGUGCAGUUGGUCAGGUCUGGGUUCAGCAACAUUAUGUGCACAAAGAAUGAGGUAAGCUGACUACCUUAAUAUACUGAAUGACCAGGUUAUUCCAUCAAUGGAUUUUUUUCUUCCCUGGUGGCACGAGCAUAUUCCAAGAUGACAAUGCCAGGAUUCAUCGGGCUCAAAUUGUGAAAGAGUGGUUCAGGAGGCAUGAUACUUCACGUUCAGAGUCCAGAUCUUAACCCCAUUGAGAAUCUUUGGGAUGUGCUGGAGAAGGCUUUGCACAGUGGUCCGACUCUCCCAUCAUCAAUACAAGAUCUUGUUAAUAUCACUAAGCGGAAAUAAAUCUUGUGACAUUGCAGAAGCUUAUUGAAACAAUGCCACAGCGAAUGCGUGCCGCAAUCAAAGCUAAAGGUGCUCCAAAGAAAUAUUAUAGCGUGUUACCUUUUUUGUUUGGCCAGGCAGUGUGUGUGUGUGUGUGUGUGUGUGUGUGUGUGUAUAUAUAUAUAUAUAUAUAUAUAUAUAUAUAUAUAUAUAUAUAUAUAUAUAAUAGGAUGAUAGCUUGGCACUCUCGUUACCAGGAUUUAAAGUUCAACUGCCUGGGUGCAAUCCAGAUGCGUCCAAUAUAUAAACAGAAGAAAUCCAGGAUGCACACUCAGGUCUUUGUAAAGUGCGAUGUGAUUUAAUUAAUAAAUAGGCAUACAGCAAACAAAAUCGAUGUUUCGACCCCAGCGGGUCUUAACAUCGAUUUUGUUUGCUGUAUGCCUAAUUAUUAAUUAAAUCACAUCGCACUUUACAAAGACCUGAGUGUGCAUCCUGGAUUUCUUCUGUAUGUGUAUGUAUGUGUGUGUGUGUGUGUAUAUGUAUGUGUGUGUAUAUAUAUAUAUAUAUAUAUAUAUAUAACAAAAAUUAAUAUAAAAGGAGCACUCACAGGUCUUCAUCUGAAUACUAAUUUAUUCCAAGGUGCAAAUUACAUGUGCAAUCGACUUUCGACCCUCACAGGUUCCCUCCUGGCACCAUUCACUGCCAGGAGGGAACCCUCCACUCCCCAGUGGUAUUUCACCAAACAUUUUCUCAACCUUUUUGCCACCAGUGCAAGUCUCCUCCUCUCUGCUAGUACUGCAAAUGGUAUAUCACCAUAUAUUGCCAAUAUGUUGCCUGUCCCUUGUUGCUAUGUCCCUUGCGAUUGCUAUAGUGUCUCUGGGGACUUAGCUAGGCACUGCGGCGGACUUUCUCACUCGGAACAUGGAGGUGAUUUGCGGGGGGUCUAUGCACCCCUUAACUCCCAUAGAUGUAAUCAAGUCUCUUGUGAGCUGUUCAUCUUCUACCGAUUCUGGGAUUCCUCAGAUGCGUAUGUUAUGGCGUCUAUGCCUUGUCUCCAGCGAUGUCAUCACUCGGCUCAUUUGUUGGAUUAGUGAGAAGAGUCCAUCUACUUGCUUCUUGGCUGCCUUGAUUUGGUUGUCUCUUGUAGCCUCUCUUGCCUCCACUGCCUUUACUUUCUGUUGGAUUACACCCAUUUCAGUUUUUGUUUCCAAUGGGUCCUAUUUCGAGACCUUCCUAAGGUCUGUUAGUAGGCUCUUUAUGUCUCCUUUUGUUGAUAACAUACGCAUCUGAGGAAUCCUCAUCUGAUUCAAAGUGCAGGUAAACUCCACUCGGGGUAGGUGAGGCAAUAGACUCCUCUCCCUUCUUGGAGUCCUCGGAGGCCUCCAGUUCAUUUUGAGUUUUGGGCGCCCUCUUAGCUGGUGGUUGCGGUGCAGGCCUUUCAAAAGAAAACUUAUUAUCUGGCAGACGGGGAAUUUUUGGGCUAUGGCUCUUUUUUUGCGCUCUAUUGCAAUUUUUGCACCCUAUUGUGUCGUCUGGGGGGGUACUGGUAAGUAUUUGCUUGGUAAACAAAAAUUUUUUGCGGCUUUUGUCUCUAUUUUGUGGGACCUUAGCAGAGCUCCAUGGAAAGACGUCUGGUGCUGUUCUCAGUCGGCCACUGUAACAAAUCAAUAUUUUGGCUCACGAUCCCAUAAAAAAUAAAAUUUCCAAGGGAAAAUAAUUAUUAUUUUCUGCUUUCAUUGUCUGUAAUCCCCUAGAGUGCUACAUAUAUGAGUAAUAGAAUAAAAUGUACUAUAAAUGUUAUAUACCCUCCCCCACUUGUUAGCCUAUUUAAUAAUGCUAAUUUCCAACAAGAUCCAUACAGCUAGUUUUUGCUACGUAGAUGAUAAAUGGACUGUCUAAAGUUUGUUGCUAAAAAUACACUAAUAAGCAUUUAUCCUUCAAAAAGACAAAAAAAUUAAAAGAAAUAAUAUUUGAAGUAUGCUGUUAUAACAAAUAUGUGGAUGACAAUGUCCCUUUGGGGUAGACAUUGUAAUUUGAUUGAUAUAUUGUGUUAAUGUGGAUGUAUAGAGGAAUUUGUCUUUAUGACAAGUGAUGUAUGCUUGUACACAUCUAUAAUGCCUAGUCCCAGAAAGCAUCCAACAAACCCAUGCUGGGUGCAUUGUGGUAUUGCAACCACCCGUGAAGGUGAAAGUAAUGUAUACUGAAUAGCUGUAGUUUUAGAGAACAUUUAUAUUCUAUGUCAGUGGUAUAUUGUUAAAAGAUGCAAAGUAUUGUCCAAAAAUCACAUUUUAACUAACAUAAUGCAUAUAUUAUAUAUACCAAUUUUGAUAUUAUAUAGUACAGGUUUUGCUCAGUGUGCAUAGAGCACUCCCAGCCUAUCUCCUGCACCCAACUUCCACAUUUAAGCCAGCAGGAGGAGGAUGGGUGCUGUUGGGAGCUCUUUGGGGUGUAAGCACUCCUAAACUAUUUAUCUACUUAAGGUAAGACAGUGCCCAGGACCUCCAAGCACCAUAAUCAUUUUAAAUUAGUUGAGUGUUCCUUUAACAAUUUUGCCCUUCAUUUUGCUAUCCAAAUUUUAAUUUAUUACAGUUGGAAGUGUCAUGAUUAAUCCUGUUUGAUAAUGGUACAACAUACUUUGAAAGGAAGAGAUCAGAAAAAAAAUGCAUUACUCUAAAGAAGCACAAGAGAUCACACUGUUCUCAAACUGCUUAUGAUGUAAUAGUGCAUGGCGUGAUACUUGAACUCUUGCAUGUGGUGUUUUUAAAUUAUUUUUUUAUUUUUUUAUUCUAUUCAGACAUAAACUAGAGCAUGCCAAAUGACUCAAAAUUUAAAGUAGGAUAAAAAGAUGGGGAUCCAAAAAAAAAGAUAAUGUCCUGCGCUCGUUAUUUUUUCAGUUGAUAUCCCUUUAUUUGAAACCGAUAAACAGCAACAUUUGAUUAUGCAUCGUAUAGUCAAACAUUGCUGUUUAUGGUUUGCAAAUAAAGGGAUAUCUUAGCUGGAAAUUACCUUCUUUUUGGAUUCUGUAAGCUGGAGCACGAGUCCUUGCACCUUUCAUCCAAAUUUGAUUUAAUUCUGCAAACCCCCUUUCACACUCACAUUGCAUUGUAAAAAGGAUCCCAUGACAUCAAGAUGAAAACUUUCCUUUGCAUGCAUAUGUGGUAGGAAUGUACAUGAAAACACUACAAGCGCUGUCCCUAUGUAGCUAAUUUUUAUAUUAAUUAACUUUCUCUCAAACACUGUGCUGUAGCCUGAAAACUUUAAGUAUUUGUAUUAAUUUAUAUUUCUAUAUUCACAUGUCCACAAAAAGUUACCCAACCAUUGUUUUCUGUGAAAUAAAUUAGAUUUGACAAAUGUAGUGAAAUAGCCUCCAAGAUAAGCGCUUAUGCUGUUAACAUUUUAUUUUAUUGCUAUGUGGCAAUUUUUAUAUAACUGGUGUUGUGCUUGUUAUUUAAGAGUCUUUUUUGUUUGUUUUGUUUUUUUCAAUUUAAGAAAUAGUCACAAAGAAUGAUCUGGUUUGGGAUGUUUAGCCUAUGUAGAAAUUGUACAUGUUCCAAAUAACAUAAAACGGUCCUUGUCCUCAUGGGAAACAAGUCUCUUAGAUAUUCUUACACAUGAUAAUGGUCUCCAACGGUAUUUUAAUUUUUAAAAAAUUUUUUUUAUAUAAUUCUCUUUAUUAUAGUGUGUGUGUGUGCUAACUUUUUUUUUUUAACAUCUGUCUCCCUUACAGGCAUUUGAAGAAAGCCACCUAGCUUCCCUUGAUCCAAUUAUUCAGUUUAAUUCCUGGUUCCAAGAGGUCGCUCAAUGUUCAGGCAUUGCAGAGCCAAAUGCAAUGUGUCUGGCCACAGCCACCAGGUGCUGUUUCAUCACUUUUUAUUUCAUUUUUAAUAUCCACUUGCCUACCUACUCUCUUACAUUUCAAGCCAGCUUAAGCUAGUAUCAUUUUCCUUCCUGAAUCAUUGCUUCUGCUCAUCUCUUACUUUUAUUUUCAAUUUUCUUUCAGGGAUGGGAAACCGUCAGCCCGCAUGGUCCUCCUGAAAGGAUUUGGUUCAGAUGGCUUUCGAUUUUACACAAACAGAGGAAGUAGGAAAGGAAUAGAGCUGGUAAGAAUAUCUGCCAUCUAAACUGCAGAGUGCAUAUAUAUACAUGCUGUACUGAUAUCGGAAAAGCAAGAAAGAGUUUUUUCCAUUUUCUCGGUUCUAUAAUAAUGAGGAUAUGUACAGUACACCAAUAAUCCUUUAGAGGAGUAGUAAGAUAAUUAAAACUAUAGGUUUGUAUUUUAUAAGACUUGCAGAUUCCUCUGAUAAUUAGGAUGUCUUGAGAAUAGUACAUAUAAUAGUAAAAUGUAUCAGGGAGCACAACAAUAGAUGUAUAAUCUAGUGCUCUAGUAAACAUUAAUAAGUAAUAUUAGUAUAUAAAGUAAUAAAACAUAUAGACAAAGACAGGCCACUAUUAAAAGGAAAGAACACCUAUUGCACCAUUUUAAGGGCUUAUCCCCCUUCCUUACAUCUAAAGGGCUAGUAGGGAAUGAUACUAGACAAACAAAAGUCUGAAUAGUGCAGCCCACAGAGUCCUCACAAAAAGUCGUCUAUCUGCAAGAUGUAACUCCAAAGUGGAACCUCAAUCAGGUACCUGGCUAUUGUGGAGAAAGAGCGCCAUGCAAGAUUGAGAAGGUCAUGCAUUUGAAAAGAGGAUUUCGAAAUAAUCAACUUGUGCUUGACUAGCCUACUACUCUGUAGGGGGCUGCAACAUCUGGAUGUUGCCAGGCGUAUCCUGUAGGAUAAUGUCAAGUGGUUUCACCUGGUUCCAUUCCUAUUUCAGAGCCCUCUAUUCAGACUUUUGUUUGUCUAGUAUCUUUCAGUACUGGAAUCUCUACUUUAGUUGUUAGGAAGGUGGGUAAGCCCCCUAAAUGGUGCAUUAGUCAUUCUUUAUUUUGUGUUUUUUCUUAUACUCAUAUUAGUUAUUAUUGCUUAACAAAGCCUUAUAUUACACAUCUGUUGUUGUGUUCCCUGAUACCUUUUAAUUGUUAUAUGUACUAUAAUAAUGGGACAUUAUAAUAACACCAACUAUAAUAACUGUACGCAAUCUAAUAUCACCUCUGAAAAUCUUACUGUGUGUGAGAGGUCAUCUGUCCUAAUUCCAGUUCUACUGGAUUUUUAGCUAAUAAAAACAGUAUGAUACACCAUUCCUUUGAUUCCUUCAGUGAGAGAGAUUUUCCUCAAUGCCCCUGCAGAGAAAAUAAGGCCCAGGCUUUAUUUACCUCCUGUAGACUGUAAGCACAUUUGAGCAGGGUCCUCUUCACCCUAUCGUUCUUGUAAGUUUUUUUGUAAUUGUCUUAUUUAUUGUAAAAUCUUCCCCUUUUAUAAUAUUGUAAAGAGCUACGGAAUCUGUUGGUGCUAUAUAAAUGUCAAUAAUAAUAAUAGUAGUUUAUUGGGGUGCGGUAAGGGUAGGGAUGGCUAGUUUGGCUUCUAGGUCAGGGCUAGAAUAGUUAGCAUCUCAUACCCCCACCAGAUGACAAUAAAAUGAGGAUGUGAUUUUGACACUGGCUGGUUCCAGGUGGUGAUACAGAAAGAACGUGAAGUUAGAUAUUCACUGCAAAUGUAAUCAUUGACAUCUAAUCAAUACAGAUCGCUAACAAGGACAUGCUAGGCCAUAAUGACUUUUUAAAGUUCCUGGCAGCUAAUGAAGAUGCCACUCAGCGAUCAAUACUCCCCCUACUCCAAUGACUUAUUCCAGCAGCAAUUUUCUUAUUACCUGUAAUUACUGUGUGGGACUUACUGCAUGGUGAUGGUUUCUGCAAAGCAGCACUGGAGAGAAGGCCCUAAGUCUGUCUCAUUCAAACUCUGCCUGACGGUCUAAGGUUUGCAGGAGGUGUAAGCUCUCCUCACUCACUGUGUUAUAUGGAGAGGCAGUGCCAACAACACUCCUCAUUUAUAGAAACGUGAUAUCAUGUUUGCCUAAUAAUAAUAAUUUACCAAUUCCUGAAUUGGGAAUUGAAUUGUUGAUAUGUAAUUACACUUGCUAGGUUAAAUAACAAAAACAUCAUUUUUGUCUGGUCACACAAUGCAAAUCAGAUGCUAAUUCACCUGUAGUCUGUGAAUUUGCAUAUAUAUUUAGUUUACACACAGAUGGGUUAAAAAUCGUUGCAGUCGGUUCAUUUAUCAGCAUCCAUGUUGCAAACAAAUUUUUAUCCUAGUAUGUAAAGUGAGAGGAUGAUUAUUUAAAGGAUGAUUCUGAGAAUAGAAUUCUGAGUUCUGCGUUGGGAAAAUUGAGUAGGAUACAUAUGCUCUUGAAACAGUGCGGGACCAUCAUUUUUACUUUUGCUAUAUACUGGACUAUGGAUUCGGAGGCCAAUUGCACCCUUAUACGACAAAGAAAGUAUAUGAGCGCUCACCAUGACUAUUAUUUUUUUAUUGAAACACUGCUCUAACAGCUGAGCUCAUUACAUUCCAGAUUAUUCACUUGUAUCUCAAGUAGACCAUUCAUAGUACAAAAUGUAGCUAUGUAGUGCUACAGACAACUUGAGUAAAUCGCAGCACACACAAAAAAAAAGUAUAAAAAUAGUAAGACUCAAGGAUUACAAAGUAAACAUUGAAAGGAAUGAAAACCAAGUUUUUAUACAAAUAAGCUCUUUGGCAGGCUUAGGACAACACCUUACAGAAUAAAAAUGGUAAGGGGCAUGUUAACUUUUCAUGCUGAAAAGGUAAUCUUAACCCAGUUGUGUGUAAUGAGUUUAUUAGUGAAGAAUGAAUUAAAGGGAUAAUCGAACAUUAAAAAUAAAUAGAUUUGUUUUUAAUGUUAAUGCAUUUAGCAUGUUAUCUUAUUCCCAAUCUAGUACUUUUAUAGAGAAGCAUUAGGGACCUACCAGCAUGCUUACCAGUCACCAUAUUCAGCCAAUCAGUUGCUUCUCAUGAGAAGCAUUUACAACAUUUUGCAAGACUAUGCUAUGCUUGAUAAGAACAAAUUUGAAGACUUUCAAUUAUUUAAAUGUGCCUUUGGUGACUGUCUAGAUGACAAACAUGACAAACACUAGGAAGUGCCUCUCGUGACUUGCUGAUUGACAUCCUCUAGAGGCACAUUGACUGAAAAAUUUAAACAUUUCCAUGUAUCACUGUUUACAAUUGUCAGACUGCUGAGACAGAGUCUUAGCACCAAAAUCACAUUAUUAUUAUUAUUAUUAUUAUUUUAUUAUUUAUAUAGCGCCUGCAAAUUCCAUAGCGCUGUACAAUGGGUGGACUAACAGACACAUAAUUGUAACCAGACAAAUGGAAGCACAGGAACAGAGGUUUUGAGAGCCCUGCUCAAUGAGCUUACAUGCUAAAGGGAGUGGGGUAUAGUGACACAGAGGGUAUAAGUAGGGGUAAUGAAAUAGGUUGCUAGAAAAGUAUUCACUGAGAACUUAGUAGGAUAUUUUUGACAAUUGCAGGAGAGGAGUCAUGGGGGCGGUGAAAACCGUUAACAGUUUAGAUGAUAUGCUGUCCUAAGGAGUGUGUUUUCAAAGAUGUUUUUGAAGAAGUGGAGACUGGGUGGUGAAAGUCUAACGGAGAAGGGAAGGGAGUUCCGCAGAAAAGGUGCAGCCCUGGAGAAGACACUUUAAGCUUUGUUGCUUAAAGUGUCCAUUUAGCCGACCAGAUAUUUGUAAUGUUAUAUAGCAGAGGAUGUCAGUAUGUAUAAUGGUCACUACCUGGACUUUAGGGUUUGAAACCUGACUUAUUGCAGGCAGCUCAUUAGGUUACAAUAAUUUCUAGCUCAGAGCAAGAAGACAUACAACAUAUUUUGCAUUCAGCCCUACUUCAAUGCACUUUUGUUUUUAAAGUUAUCACCCACACUGAGAUGACAUCUGGCCCUAUGCCCCACUUGGCAGCAAGCCUCUGAUUGUCAAAGUGAACUGGUGUACAGCUACCAAUUUUGCCAUCUGAAUACCUAAAUUGUGAAAUCAUCAGUUGCGUAAAUAUGUUCAGGAUUCCACUUCUGCAUAUUCUAUUGGUAAGAAUUUAUAAUUGUAUCACAGGUAUACUUGAUGUAUUUAUGUUUUAAUGAAUAUUUUGCAUCACUUGUUGGUUUUUCUCUGUGUAUAUUUCAGAGUUGUGUGUUUGUCUCUGCAGGAAGAAAACCCUGUUGCCUCUCUUCUCUUUUUCUGGGAGCCCUUGAAUCGACAGGUAAAAUGAUUUUUGUUUCAUCAGUUGUUUUAUUUGACCUGAUGAAGAUCCUUGCCUCGUCUGUUAAUUUGACUUAAUAAUAAUGCACACACUUGUAUGUAUCUAGCCUAAUUGCUUUGUCUAAAGUAUCAAUCUCCAUGUUUGUUUUUGAUCAUGUCAAUGCAAGGAUUGCUUCUGUGUGUGGCUGGAUUUUCCUUAUUUAUGCCUUCUACAAAAAAUACAAGAAGGCUGGGUAGUAGGGACUGGUGAAGAGAUGAGGGAAAAUAACGCAAUCUUGGGGUUCUGGAGAUACUUAUAGAUGAUUCCACCUUCAGUAUGGUUAUGGUUCCACUUUAUGGUUUAUUAUGAGGUACAUACAAGAUCCAGUAAACUCACUCACAAAAUGCAAUAGUGUUUUGUUUUGUUUUUAUCAAACUUUACAUUUUGAGGUUGGUGUUUAGUGAGUAAGUCAUUGUAUGAAUUGGCCCCAGCAGGACCCUUCUAAUAGAGGUGUGUGUGUGUGUGUGUGUUUGUGUUCCUACUACCCAUAAUUUUCUUUUCCUAUUCAUAGGUGACACCAACCUCUCCUACCCCUGCCAAUGCUCCCUCCCCCCAAUCCUGCAUCCUCCUCUGUUUUAUACUUACUCACAUCCACUAUACCACCAGUAAAGUCCAGUACCGCCUGAGGUCGUGGCUGCAGCAUAUGCUUCCGAGUGGGCCCUCUAAAGUACAAACGGGAUAACUCUCGCGGGGUCCCAGAUGUGUGCUGUUGUCAUGGCACUGCUUGUUCCAGGCUGGGUUAGCAAAUCUCGUGGAAGGCAGAGGGUCUGAGAGAUGGCUGCAGCUUCGUUCAGGUCUCGGACAGUGUGGGCAGAGUCCUCUUUCGAUAUGUGGAGUAGCCGCGGUUAUCUCCAGCGGUAUGGAAUAUUGUGAGUGCGUAGCAGUGUGGUGAAGGGUUGUAGGGUUUUCCUCCAUUUCAGGGUGUCCCCAGAUAGGUUGGCGUAAAACGUGAGCACCAUGUUCUCAAAAGAGAGCGGAGAAGCUCCCUUAAUUGCUGCCUGUACUGCUGCCUUCUCCCUACCAUUGCUGAAUGUGACCACCAAAUCUCUAGAAGCGGUCUCUGGAGCUUUCCGAGGCUUCGGGAUUCUGAGUAUCCCAUCGAACCUGAUGCUCUUAGCUUGUUUCAGCUCAUUAAAUGCGGGAGCUCCGCAGCUGGGAUCUCCUCUGGGAUACCUCAGACCUUGAGGUUAUUUUGGCGUCUGGCAUCCUCCAUCAGUGCAAAGCGGUGUUUGAAGGCUGUUUGCUGUGCCUUUAGAGUCUGCACUUCGUUGGAGAGAGUUGUAAGUUUUUGAGCUUUGUCUGCUGCUGCUGUCUCCACUGUCCCCAAUCUGCUCACCAAGCCAGUUAGUUUAGCCAGAAGAGAGGCCAUGUCAGCCUGUAAGGUGAGCUGGAGGCCAUGUAGCAGCUCCUUCAGAGUGGCAUUUGUCACUGGAUUAGAGUCUGCAUUCUGUGGGGCUGUUGGAAGGGGAGGUUGGUUGGCAGCACCCAUCCGAAGCAUCGACUCCUCUGAAGAGUGUGAAAACCCAUCUAUGACUGCGGCCAUCUUGGGCCUGCAUGCUCUGUGUGUUUGUCUGAAGAGGUCUUCGAUAUUCGUGCCCGAUCGGGUUUCUGUUUUUUUUCAGCUUACAUCCCAUUGCUGCUGGCUGCACCGGUAUCCUGUCUAUCGGACGGUGAAAACGGCUUGGAAUUGCUAAAAUACAGUGGCAAUAUACGGCGCUCGGCUGAAAUGCGGCUGGUUCGUUCAGCAGCUUGGCCCCACCCCUACAAGUUACAAAAUUUGUAUCUGUUUUUUACAUCUGCCUUACUGGACUCAUACGGCUACAAUCUCUACACUUCUCACUGAUUGUCGGGGGUAGUUGCAAGCCGCAGCAAAAUCGGGGUGAUCUCACGCUGCCUACACUAGGGGUGCCAUGGAGAAUCCGCCAAUACCUCUCUUGAAACCCUCCGAUGCCGGGGAGAUAGGGGGAGCUCGCUGAGGCCUAAGGGCGACGGGACAGGGGAAGGACAGCCGACUUCCCCGAUCUCAAGUUUGCCAUGCGAGCCACCCUCGCUCCAACCCCUCCCACUCCCUUUAGACCGGCGAGGGUUAUCCCAGUCCCUGCUGGGCUGACUCUCGCAAUCCUGAAGCAUUUUAGGACAGCUCCUGCAACCACAGAGUGCAUACCCACGCAUGCCUAACUCUGCCCUUCGCUGCAGAAAGCAACAAUACGAUGUGCCCCCUGCAGAGACUGGAGGCAAUAUUCCAGAAUUUCUGGGUCCAACUAGAAAGGGGACUAGUGACAACCUCGCUGCGGCAUACAGUUCAAGCUCGCAGACAAACCAGCCUACCUGACAGGCUGCCCUAGGGACACUAGUUUCGGCAGCAUCCUGUCCCUCUCCCAGCCACACACCCAAGCCGUGGAUUACCAGGGACUCUACCCCUUUCCAACUCACGAGAAGGCGGAGGGUUACACUCCAACAGCUGCGACGGCACAGAGCCAUGCUUCCUCACCCGCGGCGGCGGGAAACCACGCUCCAACACAGACGGCAACAGGGUGCCGUGCCCCAACUUCUGCUCCAGCAGAAAACUGCAAGCCACCUGCACCAGCAAUGGCAUAUGUGGACUUUUCCCACCCGGACUUUCAGCACCUGAACCAGUAAAAUAGACCUACAAGUCCGAAGUGAUGGGGCCCUAAUCCGACAAAGCCAGACCACAACCCCCUACGGGCUGCCAUAUUCCACACUGGGCCUACCUAUAAUGGGAGUGGGCUGACGCCUUAACCUCAAUGAAAACAGGCUUAAUACCCAUGCAUUUAACCCAGUGAGAGACUCAAAAGCAAUACUGUCAUGCUUUAAGUCAUCCCUCCUUAUUUUGUUACUCAACCACCCGCUUAUUGCUGGUAUUUUUUUAUUACUAUAUGCAACCCACUUGGAGCUAGAUCGGCACCAAUAGCAUUUAUAUUGCUAGACUAGCCUGCUUCUUAUUUGCCUAAUCUUAAUUUAAUUUAUUGCCACCUACAGUUUUAGGCGUAAGCAUCCGUAACCAUAUAGAGAUUCCUUUAACUAGGAAUGUAUGUACAAAGCCUGUAACACAACACGCAGUUAAAGCACAGUGUAGCAUGAUACCUGACUCGCCUCAAAAUCCCUUAUAACAAGACAGGCACAUCACUAUUAACACUAGUGGUUUAAUAUGCAUUGUUAUCUUAAUAUAUCUGCACUAGACUUAAAUCUAAACUAGCAAAACAUUGGUGCCCUAUUUGCAUGCCAUGACACUGUUUACCCUGUUUGUUUUAUUUGUGUGUGCCUGCUGUUGUGGCAACACAUGCCAGUUUGUAUCCCUACGCACCUAAAAAAACAGAUAAAAAAAAAAAAAAAGAAUACAACCAGAAAAAUACAGGAAGGGAUUUUCCUGGAGCAUACAGAAGAUUGCAGAAUAAAAUGCCCUAAUUUACCCACAGAAGAAAACCUGAUGUAUUACAUACGUGACCCAAAUAAUGUAACCAUGACAAUUAAAGACAAAACUUUUCAGGUAUCAGUUAAAGCUAGUUUCCAGUGAGUAUUUUAUGUGGAGUAUUCUGCUGGCUAACUUUUAUUAUCCUCUCGUAGAGCUGUUCUAUUAAACUAAGCUAAUUUAUGAUGGCUAUUUUAAACCACAUGUUAAGGUACAAUGUGCUAUCACAUCAGCCAGACCACCACACUUCUUAAACAGUCACCUUUGAAAUGAAUGGGUUAUCAGAAAGAGGAAUGUUUUUUAAAAAAAAGUUGAACUUUGUUUUAUUUAUGUCUGGCCCUGAAGCAAGUACUGAAGUUUGAAUAGACAUGUAAUAAAGAUAUUAUCAUAUAUAUCUUAAAGAUAUCAUGAGGAUCAUAAAUACCCUUCAUCUAUGGAUCGCAACUAAAUAUGAUCACAAUCGUUUUAAAGUAUACUUUUAUCCUUGUUUUUUUAAUUAAUAUUUUCAAAACUUCAUUGAGUGCAAAAUAGCAGCAAACUGUUUAUAAGCAAGAAUGAACAACAGACGGUACAGAAUAAGAUGCACCCAUAGGCAUCAUGCACACUGGUUUUGAAAUUUCCAUCACUAGAAGUAUAUGGUUCUCAUGAGGUUUUGCUUUCAUUUAGGUUCGGAUUGAGGGUUCUGUGGAGCAGCUUUCAGAUGAGGAAUCUGAAAAAUAUUUUCACUCUCGUCCCAAAAGUAGCCAGAUUGGAGCAGCUGUGAGCAGACAGAGUCAAGUUAUUCCUGACAGAGAGGUUUGUGGGAAACGUAAUACAGGUUCUAUAAGUCAUUGUUUUCCAAGACACCACCUGUCACCAUAUUUACUUACAGAUACCCCUCUCUCUUCAUUUUAUCAGGUGCUCUAGUAUCUCCUUCUACAUAGACUCAUAUAGUCACAUUUCAUUGCAUUCUCUCAGAUACUCAUACUUCUUCUUCUGCAGUCACCCAGUCACUUUCCUAUGUUCCGUAUACCAUAAGGUUGUCUUUAGUCUCUCUGCAUAUGUCCAAAUACAGUCACUGCUCCCUCUACAUACUCCAGUGCACCACUAAGAUUCUCACAUAUUCUCAAACUGGCACCCUGUGUUACACACUGUUUUGCAAGUAAUUUUGUUUUGCUUUUUUUUUUUUUUUUUUUAAUGAAGUUAGUAAUAAUGUAUGUUUGCAGCACUUUAAAAUCAUUAAGAUCUUCCACCAUUACAUAAGUAUCACAGAUGCCUUUACAUCAUCAAUAGUCACAUACUUACUGACGUGACACGCUUCUCUUUUGCUUUUUUUUCUGUCAAAAUUAAAUAGAUUCCCCUUACAGAAUGAACACCAAUUCCCCUCCCCCCCCCAUCGUGCAAUUUCAAAUUUCUUGUACAUUACAUAACUUGUUUACCACAGUAUCUGCGCACAAAGAAUGCUGAGCUAGAGGAGGAGUACAAGGAGAAAGAAGUGCCCAGACCUCCUGAGUGGUGAGUUUAACAAUUGUUUUAUUGGGCUGGAAAUCUCCUUUAGAGAUACUAAUGUGUUCCCCACUUAUUCCUCAGGGGAGGUUACAUUAUUCGCCCAUCUGUCAUGGAAUUUUGGCAGGGACAGACCAAUCGUCUGCAUGAUCGUAUUGUUUUUCGCCGCCAAAACGGAGAAGAGCACAGUCCCUGGACACACAAAGGGGAAGGGGGUUGGGUUUAUGAGCGUCUUGCUCCAUAAUGUCAUGGAUACAUAAGUUAUUCAACUUAUUCCAUUGAUGACCAUUUUGAGAGAUUCCACUGUGCCCAUCGCUGAUGUGUCUACCUCGAAAUGAUUGUGUUUGAUUGUGCUGUACAGUGAAUAUACACCUCAUCAACUCCUCUGUGGGCUGAGUCUUGGUGGUGCCUCACGUGAUGUGAGCCAAUGUGCCAUAACCACUAUUGUACGUGACAUUGGCCCUGUAUCUCCACCCUCAUAUUGUGCCGUUGAGAAUGUACUUUAAACUGACAUGGUGUAAUUAGAUGUUAUGGUAUGUGAAUGGAUAAGUGCAGUCGGUUUAUAUAGGGAACAGAUAUCUAAAAGAUAAAGGUUAUAUUGAAUAAGCUUUGGUAAACCAACUGUUAAAAAAAACAAAACACUUGUUACAUAGAGGAACUUGUUAAAAUAAAUGGAGAACACAAUAUUGUGUGUUGCCUUUCUAUUAUUUUUUUUACCUUUGAACAGAAUGUGGUCUGGCUUUUAAUAGCUUAUAUAUUAACAUUACUGUGUAUUGCCGAGGUAGCCAAAAUAUAUUCUUCAGCGGUGCAGAACUAUAACUCUCUUCAUGUUUUUGAAGUUUUAAGGCCAGCAAAGAAUCAUGGGUGUUGUAGUUCUAUAAUAGGUGAGCAUGCGUAGCAUUAUUUUUACCCACUAUGGUGUACUGAUAUUACAAGGUACACAACACUUAAGGGACACCCCACAUCAUCAUGGUCAUUCACUAAAUUGAGAGUUUAAAGUAGCUUUUAAAAAAAAAUUCACAUUUAAGGGCAAAGUAACCAAAUUGGACACAUAGCUGACUCUCAGGAGUAUUAACUAAAGUGAGAAUUCAAAGUGAAUUUCAAAUUCAAGGUAAAAAUAGCUGAUCAGUAAUCAUUCUCUUGCUAUGUUUCCUGUUCAGCUACAUUGACCUUCCAUUUGGAAUUCACAUUAAAUUCUCACUUUAGUGAUUAACCCUACAUGUAUAUUGGCAAAGGGAUACAUUUACCAUCAGAAUACCUGUCCUCGUUAUGGAGCCUGUAAGCCAUAAUAUUAGUAAUUUGAUUUGGACAAUAAAAGCUAGUGCAUUUUUUCCAAAUGAUGCAUUAGUAGAUGGAUUAAAAGAACUACAUUUACAAGACAAGCUAGGUAUAUCUGGCCCGAAUGUAAAAAUAAAGAAAUAACAAGUUGAAGGGUUUGUUUUUUGGUUUUUUUUGUUAUGUUUGUGCUGCAGAUAAAUCCCAGAAGAUUAUUAUCUCCAAUACAUACUGAUUUCACGUGAACACUUAGAUACUUUACAUUAACAUUCUAUGGAGAACUACAUUAAACUACAGAGAGAAACUGCAGGUGGCGUGACCUUUGAUCUCUAAAUCACUGUCAUUUAGGAAACAUGACAACUGAAUAGAGAGACUGAAUAUGGCAGUCACGUGUUGAGAGAAUGAGUCACUGGUAACACCUUGUACAAACAGAGAAGGUAGAAUGUGGCAGUAAUAAAGCUCUCUGAGGGAGCGGCUGCACCAGUGACCUAGCAGUCAAAUGUGACAAAAUAGGCCACAAAAGAAGGUUCACAAAGGACUAUACAGAAACUUAAACUAAGAAGAAGAUGGCAAGCAGAUUUCAAUGACUGAGAACGCAAACAUACAGAGGGAAUAUAUAUAAUAUUAUUGUUUACUAGUAAAGGGGCACCGCAGGCUUCAGUUGACAAAUGUAUUUUUAUUGUUACAUAGGUAAUGCCACAUAUGGGCAGGUAAUGGUCACACAUAAUGUUCCUGCAGUUGCUGAAAAUUCCGAGGCAUUGCAACUUCUCCAAUCAGCUAACACCAAUCCACAUGAGAACUCAUGCAAUCUUGAUGCUUUUAGAAACUUCAAUGGCAGUACAGAAUUUAUUACACAUGAGUGAUCUAUGGUAACACCAGAGGUCUUUUGGAGUUGCCCUCUAGAUGUCAGCUUUCUACUGUGAGAACCCUGCAGUACAGACUCUCAGGAUAGUAAAAGUACUUUAACAGACAUAGGGAAGCUUAUAGCUGAUUUGAUCAUUUUUUAUUUGAUCUGAAUUUAUAUCGGGUAUUGAACCUUUAAGAACCAAUAUUCCUCAAUGCGAAAUUCCAUUUCUGAUGUCAAGAACUUUAUUAUCAGCCUGAAGUGGCACAUUCCAGUCAAUUGUUUUUGUUGUUUAUAGUACAGAAGCGAAUGUAAAAUAAUUAUGCUAAGAAUAACACCAAUGAGUCCAUUUGGCCAAAAUAUGGCCACUCUAUGACUUUAAUGACUUCAUAGAAAAGAAAUGGAAUGG
This is a messenger RNA of Pelobates cultripes (western spadefoot toad), 22677 nucleotides long. The record is from the annotation of a GenBank genome assembly. Lineage: Eukaryota; Metazoa; Chordata; Amphibia; Anura; Pelobatidae.